UUAGGCGUGGCCUCCAAAAUUUGAAGUCAACAAAAUUUUACAAAAUUUUUGUAACAUUUUAUUUUGUUUAACUAAAUUUAUUUUGUGAACCGAAUCCUAAAUUUUUGUUACUUGAAUAAUAAUAUUCAAAAUUUUCAAGUGGUUUACAUUGCAUUAAAAGGAAUUAUUUCAAAAUAUCAAAUAUGGCAAAUAAGGCAAAUAAGGCCGAUUUAGCUGCGGCAAAACCAAAAGAAAUGUCUGCUGUGAAAAUAGCUGAAUUGCCUGCAAAAGGGACUGAAUUGGCUGCUCCAAAAGCUGGUGAUGAUGCGAAUCCUGAAAAUGACGAUGAUAAAGAUAAAAGAGUAAAGAUUCAGGUUGAAGGUGAAGAUGAAGUAAACGAAACAGAAAUGGGUCGAAAGCACAUGAAAAGAUUCCAACUGCCAAAUCUACCUCGAUGGUGGCAAGCUGAUAUAAUUCAAUAUGCCUUCUCGCACCCGCACGUCCGCGCCAGGCUGGAGAAACACAUGGGUUCCAACUUGGUGCGGCUGACGGACAAGGCAUACAUGACGGAGCUGGAGGAACGGAUCCGUGAGGUCAAUGAGGAGAACCUCAACAAAAGGAUCACUUCACGUGUUAUGGAUGAGAUGGAGAGGCUCAAACGACUAAUCUUAGUUGGGAAGACGCCGCUGAAGGAGUGUCCACCAGAAUUGUUCCAUCACCCAGUCUUCGUAUUUUGGCGGAUGGUCAACCGAGAAGUCAACCGCGCAUCCAAAAGACGAGCUGAUAUUUAUUACAGAAAGCUGAAAGCCGCACAGAAACUGGACUUGUCCAUAGCCGAAGAACAAGCGCCAGAGGAAGUAGUAGAUAGCAAAACGUUAACACCAGAAGAGCUUUUAGCAAAAUGUCGAGAAGAAAUGGAGAACCAGAAGCAAUUGGACCUAGAGAGAGGUGUUCGCUUCACCGACGAGCAGUUUGCGCAACUCAAAUACGAGACAAAUGAUAUUAAAACUCUGAAGAAUCUUACGACUGUCGAGGAGCUAUACGCCUUGGCGGAUAAGAUCAUCGGGAACAAACGUCUGUAAUAUGCUGUAUUUAUUUUAUAAGAGUAACUUAUAUAUCGUGAUGUACCUGAUUUCAAAAUAUACGUAAUAGUAUGUCGGUCCUCGUCAUAGUACCAUCACAUUAAUAUAUCUCUUUACGAGAAUUAAUAAAAACAUUGUAAACUUCAACGUAGUGAAAGUAAGUAACAUGUGAUUUUGUAUUAAUAAAUGUCCAUCAAAAAUA
This is a messenger RNA of Spodoptera frugiperda (fall armyworm), 1263 nucleotides long. RefSeq lists its product as uncharacterized. The coding region runs from base 183 to 1061 and encodes 292 amino acids. Lineage: Eukaryota; Metazoa; Arthropoda; Insecta; Lepidoptera; Noctuidae. The transcript is spliced from 6 exons. The record is from RefSeq and is a predicted model, not a curated record.